This is a messenger RNA of Peronospora belbahrii, 1254 nucleotides long. NCBI's taxonomy places the organism in Eukaryota, Oomycota, Peronosporomycetes, Peronosporales, Peronosporaceae. The record is from the annotation of a GenBank genome assembly.
AUGAGUGACGCUGUAUCUACAAGCGACGAAAAGACGUCAAAGGAUUCUACACAUCUUCAAGUAAAUAUAAACGAUGAGAUUGCAACUGUCCAGACAACAACAUGUGCAACAAAAAAGAAGGAGGACAUGCGCAAUGAAAGCACUGGAAUUACAGUUGGCGACUCGACUCACACAUUCUCUGAUGGAAAAACAAUUCAUUAUUCUGCCGAACGAAUUAUUGGCAAUGGAUCAUUUGGUGUUGUGUUUCAAGCGACCGUGGAAGAAACAGGAGAGAUUGUUGCAAUUAAGAAAGUAUUGCAGGAUAAACGUUUCAAGAAUCGCGAAUUACAAAUUAUGCGACAGUUACAUCAUGUGAACAUUGUGCAACUUAAACAUUGUUUCUAUUGUAAUGGAGAAAAGCCGGAUGAAUUGUAUCUUAAUUUGGUACUUGAGUACAUUCCUGAUACAGUGUACGGUAUUGCGAGACAAUUACAAAAAGCAAAACAGUACAUGCCAAUUGUACUAGUAAAGCUAUACAUCUAUCAGAUUUGCCGGUCAUUGGCUUAUAUCCAUUCGACAGGCAUUUGUCAUCGAGAUAUUAAACCACAAAACUUAUUGUUGGAUCCGACGUCCCAUGUGGUAAAACUUUGCGAUUUUGGCAGUGCCAAGGUAUUGCAAAAGAAUGAACCUAAUGUGUCCUACAUUUGUUCGCGAUAUUAUCGUGCACCUGAACUUAUUUUUGGUGCGACGGAUUAUACUACUGCUAUUGACAUUUGGUCAUUAGGUUGCGUGUGUGCAGAGCUACUAUUGGGCCAGCCGUUAUUUCCUGGUGAAAGUGGUGUAGAUCAAUUAGUGGAAAUUAUCAAGGUGCUUGGCACUCCACAGCGCAAGGAAAUUGAAGCAAUGAAUCCGAAUUACACGGAAUUUCAAUUUCCACAAAUUAAGGCUCAUUCCUGGAGCAAAAUCUUUCGCUCAAGAACGCCUCCCGAGGCAAUUGAUUUGUUGUCGAAAAUGCUGGUCUACGAUCCGAUGCAACGUGUGAAACCUUUGGAGGCCGCCGCGCACCCAUUCUUUGAUGAAUUGCGACAGAAAAAUCUGAAGCUGCCAAACGAUGUAGCCGCGCCUGCGCUUUUCAAUUUCACUUUGCAAGAACUUUCGCAAGUGGAUGUAAGUACACGCGAAAUUUUAGUACCAGUUCACGAGCGAAACUCAACCAACUGGCCGGUCUUAGAGGACGGCACGUGGCCUGAUGCGGCAGCUUGCGAGACUACGUAA